Molecule: messenger RNA, 2107 nt
Organism: Ceratosolen solmsi marchali
Lineage: Eukaryota; Metazoa; Arthropoda; Insecta; Hymenoptera; Agaonidae
Product: protein croquemort
Exons: 10
Coding region: 246-1931 (561 amino acids)
Cellular component (GO): membrane; cytoplasm
Molecular function (GO): scavenger receptor activity
Source: RefSeq, a predicted model, not a curated record
AGAUAUUUAAACUUUUAAGAAAUACAAAUAGAAAGUGCAUAAUGUAACUUUCCUUUUACUCCGUUUUACAACUUUUACUACCAAAGUUUAACUCCGGGUAAAUGAAAGAUGCAAGUAUACACAUAAAUGACAUAUCUUGUAUACUGUCAGUACGUGUAGUACGUUCAGUAUAGUAGCGUAUAUUGUAUGUCACAUAAACGAUUAGAAAUUUAUACUAAUAAUACUAACGCAUAUUAUAAAUCUACAUGAUGUGUACAGAAGCGAUUACAUUUUUGCAUUUCCUACACAAUAUGAUAAUUUUGAAGGAUCAUAAAGACGAUAAAAAUAACCAUGAUAGAAAAGAAUUACAUGGGUCAAACGAUAUAUCGAAAAAUGCUGAUUCAAAGAAUGGACAUUGGAAUAUGAACAAUAAAAAAAAAAGCAUAUUGAUUACUCGUGAACGUUUACAGAAACAAAUUAAGAAAAUGGAAAAAAUUAAGAGAAAAGUUGGAAUAAUGAUUCUGGUGGGUUUAUUGUGCUUUAUUUUUGGAAUAAGUGUUGGGAUUCUUUGGCCAUCUUUGUACAAAAGUAUUUUAACAAAGGAAAUAGUUUUAUCACCAAAUUCUACAAGUUUUCUUAUGUGGAAAAAAACACCUAUACCAAUGUAUUUGAAAAUAUAUCUAUAUAACUGGACAAAUCAUGCUAAUAUUGGAGAAAAGCCACAUUUUGUUCAAAUGGGACCUUAUGUUUUUAGGGAGGUAGAUUAUAAAGUAAACCAGAAAUGGAAUAAAAACAAUGGAACUAUAUCAUUUCAACAGAAACGAGUAUGGUACUUUUUAUCAUCAAUGUCAAAUGGAUCAUUAACAGACAAUGUGACAAAUUUAAAUCCUAUUGCUGCAACAAUAGCAUAUUCAGUUAGACAUAGAAAUAAAAUAGUAAAAAUGUUUAUAAAUAAGGCAUUGCAGAAACUUGAAACAAUAGUUAUUACAAAAUCAGUAAAAGACAUAUUAUUUGAUGGCUAUGAUGAUGUAUUAUUAAAAGUUGUUGUAGAUUUAAAUAUAACUAAACUACCUUUUGACAAAUUUGCUUGGUUUUAUGGUCGCAAUGGUUCGGAAUCUUAUGAUGGAACAUUUAAUAUGUUGACUGGAUUUGAUAAUAUAUAUGAUAUCGGAAUUAUAAAGUCAUGGAAAUAUAAUAUUAUUUCUCCAUAUUAUUCCAAAUCUUGUGGUAUUUUACAAGGAACUAAUGGAGAUUUAUGGCCUCCCCUACUUAAUAAUAAAACUGUUUCAUUAUUUUCCCCUGAUGUUUGCACAAUGUUAUCUUUAAAAUCAAAUGGUAAUAGUGAAUGGUUAGGUUUAACAGGUACUAAAUUUAUAUCAGAUGAAGAUAUGUUUGAUAACGGAACAAAAGUGGAAUCUAAAAAAUGUUAUUGCGAAGGUGUGGAUUGUCAACCUAGUGGAGUAUUAAAUAUUUCAUUAUGUAAAUUUGGUGCUCCUGCUUUCAUUAGCUUACCACAUUUUUAUCUGGCUGAUGAAAGUUACAGAUACAAUAUUAGUGGAAUGAAUCCUAAUAAAAAGGAUCACGAAUUUAUUUUAGUUAUACAACCGGAUACUGGAAUUCCAAUGCAAGUAAGGGCUGCUUUGCAAAUUAACUUUUUAGUACAACCAGAUCAAGGCUUAUCUUAUUUUAAAGAUAUGCCAAAGAUGUACAUACCAAUGUUAUGGUUUACACAAGAAGUAAACUUAUCAUCUGAAUACGCAAGUCAAGUAAAACUUUUAUUAAUGUUACCUAUACUUGGAACUGGAAUUUUAUUUUUUAUUGCAUCAGUUGGACUAUUAUUAAUUAUUAUUUCAAUCAUCAUGUAUCUUAAACAAAGAUUAAAAUAUAAUGAAAAUGAGAAUCUGAUACCAAAGGAAAAUGGAAGAGAAACAAUUGCUAAUAAUGAGGGAUGAUAGUUUUAUUCUAUUUAAAGAAACUGAAUUACACUUUUAGUAUCAAUUGAUGGAUUAUUAUUAUAAUAUAAAUAUGAUACAUAUGGUCUAAUUGAGAAAUGGUUAUAAUACUUAAGUGCCUAGACAUUUUUGUCAAGGAUAAUAAUGUUUACAGAUUCAAAGUUUAAAUCUAAAGU